Ectocarpus siliculosus is the source of this 1274-nucleotide messenger RNA. NCBI's taxonomy places the organism in Eukaryota, Phaeophyceae, Ectocarpales, Ectocarpaceae. The record is from the annotation of a GenBank genome assembly.
GUACGGUCCUACUGCCCGUAAGACGCACCGCCGUGAUGGUUUUGUUACUGGCCUGGACGACGUACUUUGGCGCGGGGACGCUGCGGCGGUGCAAGGACUGGAGAUCCGAGAGAACUCUGUUCGAAUCGGCCUUUAAAGUGUGCCCCGAUGGCAUCAAGACACUCAACAACCUCGCCGUGGGCAUGCUCAACGAGAAAGAGGCCGGCCGCGCUGAGGAGCUUCUCCGGAGGGCCGUCGAGCUGCACCCAGACUUUGGGUUUGCACAGUUCAACCUCGGGGUUAGUCUAAUGAUACAACGGGACCAUCUCGGCGCAGUGUCUGCCUUGGAACGAAGCCUGAGGCUUGAGCCCUCGAACACCAAGGUCAUGGUCUACCUUGGACAGGUGUACCUGGAGCUAACCUUGAAGCGGUUAGAACCCUUGCCCCAGAGAGACCACGGAAACGGCGUUGACGCUGGAUUCGACGACACACAACACCACGACGGUGGAGCCAUUGCGGGUGACGGCCAAACGGAUGCCAGCAACGACAUGCGCUCAUCAUCAGCUGAGUCGCUCUUAUCGAGCGCGGAGUUGAACACCGACCGGGCGUUGGCGGCGGGAACGGGGCUGCCUCUCGCCAGGCUCGUUAAGGGGCAGGCACUAGCCCUCAGGGGUCAGCAUCAGAGUGCUGCAAAGUUCUUCCAGGAAAGCAUCGACAUUUCACGGCGUCUACUCUCCGGCCGAAGCGCAGCCAAGGUCCGCAACAACGAAAGCAACAACCCGGUAAUCGCGGCAGAGACCAUUGAAGUGGCGGACGCCGUUGACCUUGCGAGCACCUACAACCGACUGGGUCUGACUUUGAGAGAUUCAGGGGAAGAUUUGGUUGCCACCAAGGAGGCAUUUUUGGCGGGACUGUCGGUGACACCCGACGACCUCGCUCUCCUCGUCAACGGGGGAGUGGCGCACCAGACGGCAGGUGAUAUCCCUGGCGCUAAAGCCCUUUUCCAUCGAGCCCUCUCCCUGCAACCAAACUCGCCGGAGUUGCUAAACAACCUAGGCUGGCUGGAGGAACAGACCGGCGGCGGGUCGAAAUUGUCGCUAGAGACCGCGGCCGGGUUGUACGAGAGAGCUAUAAGGUUGUUGGAUGAGAGAUCCCCCGUGCUCGGGCGCGUGGAAGCAAAUCUUAGCAGCGUUCAGAAUAGGCUGCUGCUGAAGGAAGUUGAAGAUUGGCCUCCAGCAACGGCAAAGAUAGACGAGAGGUUGGAGGACCCAUACUACUUUGUAAACCGACAGUAA